Messenger RNA from Phytophthora sojae, 1506 nucleotides. RefSeq lists its product as hypothetical. The transcript has a single exon. Lineage: Eukaryota; Oomycota; Peronosporomycetes; Peronosporales; Peronosporaceae. The record is from RefSeq and is a predicted model, not a curated record. The coding region runs from base 1 to 1506 and encodes 501 amino acids.
AUGAACCGCUUCGUGGCCGGGCCGGACUUCUACAACUACGACAUGUACGGCGGCCUGCGGCCGGGCGGCGUGGUGCAGCUCUUCUCGCUCGAGUUCAUCGGCCUCGUGGCCGCCACGUUCACGUCCUCGUUCGUCUACAUCGGCGCGCGCUACGGGCUGCUGCCUAUGGUGAGCAGCCAGCUGCAGCUCUCGGAGACGCAGAAGGAGGCCAUGGACCGCCUCGUGGAGGUGCCCGCGGCGCUGGCCUUCUUCGUGGGGCUCUACGCCGACGCGGUGCCCGUGUGGGGCUCGCGCCGCAAGUCGUACAUGGUCCUGGGCAUGCUGCUGAGUCUGCUGUGCCUGGCCGUGAUUGGCCUGGGAUGCCUCUUCGCCGCGGACAUCCGAGAGACCAUCGGCAGCAGCUUCAGCUACAUCAUGAUGCUGGUCAUGGGCGGCGUGAGCUUCGGCUCCAUGAUCAACUUCUGCUCGGUGCACACGGCGGUCGUGACGCUCUCGCAGCGGGAAAGCCUGGAGCGGAGAGGCGUCUUCCAGGCCGACUACUUGGUGGUGAGGGCCACGGGGCAGAUCUCGGCCAGGCUGCUGGUCUACCUGAUCCAGAACGUCAUCGAGGUGCACGAGAUCGCUCUGAUCUUGCUGGUGUUGAUGCCGUUGUCGGUCAUAACGAUCGUCGUGGUCAUCGGAGGACUCGACGAAGCGCCCGCGUACCGGAAGGAGAGCCUGAGGUGCAAGUGCGAGAGCUACUGGAAGCUGACCAAGCAGAAGGCAGUGUGGCGCAUCCUGGCGAUCGUCGCGAGUUUCGCCUUCUUCCUGAACUUCGGCUUCCCGCUAGUGACAAAUGCGCUGCAGCAGUGGACAGACACAACGGACAGCGCGUCCGCGCUGCUGAGCAGCAGCUUGAACGACUUGGUGAUGAUCCUGACCGUACUAAUGUGGAGGUGGAGGUUGCGCAACAUGUUGUGGAAGCGGUUCUUCCCCCUGGCCCCGACAAUGACGAUCGCGCCCCAGUUCGUGAUGGGCGUGCUAGUGAUCCCGGCGUUGUACCGAGCUCCAGUCGUGUACAUCGUGCUGACUGGAGUGGCUGGCGUGUCGACGGGCGUCAUGGCACUCGUGCUGCUGGUGCCCGUGACCGAGAUCAUCGAGGAAGGCUCGGAAGGCGGCGUGGUCGGCCUCGCGCUGUCGUUCAACACCAUCUUCAAGGUCUUCGUGAGCACGCUGCUCACGACCAUCCAGCGCGCCUCGUACUUCCCGUCCAGCGACGACGCCGACACGGACGCGACCCGCUACCGUUGGUCCAUCGCUAUCCUGGUGGCCGUCACAUGCGUCGUGAACGGCCUGGCCUUCGCCGUGAUCCCCCUCCUGCCGCUGCAGAAGCUCGACGCGCAGCUCGUGCGCAUGUACGGAGGCUUCACCGACCACGCCGGCGCGCUCACCGCCGCCGCCUUCCUCACGUCGCUCGCCUACUGCGUCGCGUACAACAUCUACAUCUUCAGCGAGGCCAUCCACUGA